Molecule: messenger RNA, 332 nt
Organism: Medicago truncatula (barrel medic)
Lineage: Eukaryota; Viridiplantae; Streptophyta; Magnoliopsida; Fabales; Fabaceae
Product: SKP1-like protein 1
Exons: 1
Coding region: 1-312 (103 amino acids)
Biological process (GO): ubiquitin-dependent protein catabolic process
Source: RefSeq, a predicted model, not a curated record
AUGGUGAUUGAUUACUGUAAGAAGCAUGUCGAUGCUACUGCUGCGAGUUCUGAUGAAAAACCUUCAGAAGAUGAUCUUAAGAAUUGGGAUGCUGAAUUCGUGAAGGUUGAUCAGGCUACGCUUUUUGACCUCAUUCUUGCUGCAAACUACUUGGAUAUCAAGGGCUUGCUGGAUCUUACCUGCCAGAUUGUGGCGGACAUGAUCAAAGGGAAGACACCGGAGGAAAUUCGAAAGACUUUUAACAUCAAGAAUGAUUUCACUCCGAAGGAAGAAGAAGAAGUUCGCUGGGAAAAUCAAUGGGCAUUUGAAUGAAUCAAAUUUGGCUGCAACGU